AGUUAGGAAACCGCUACACGCGCUACACGUGGUGAUCGUGGUGAUAAGUAAUCAGAGAACAUAAUUGCUAUUCAACAAAUUUUAAUCUACCUAAAACUGAAUAUCACAGGCAUAUUUGAACACUAUUUGUAUAGAUAUAAACAUCUGUAACUUCGCAUAUCUCUUAAUAGAUUGAUUUCACAUGAUGACUGUCGGCAAUCGUAGGUUAGGAGUCUUGGAUUACAAAAACAAUAAUUAAUAAGAAAUACGUAAUUGUUAUUACACAAGUCACGGGCCUACAGAUUGUUUAUAAUUUCCGGUCGAAUGGAUAUCAGAGAAAGUAGAGGAUUUUAUGAUCUAUGCGUAAACGUUUCAAAGAACGAUCCAAAAGACUUGAUUUCCCUUUUAUCAAAAUUACACGAAUACGAAUUUCGAACGAUAGCAAUAAACAAUGACAUAGACGAAAAUGUAUUUGGAACGGACAAGAAAAAGAAAAAAAAGAGUGAGGAGAGUGAAGCCUCGCACGGUAUCGUUUCUGAACCGUUCGACAUAGAGAGCUUACAAAAAGAAUUUAAUGGAAAGUUGAAGAUCCUCAGUCGGAUCACUUUCCACUGUUCCGACGCCGCGAAGACGCAUAUGCUGAAUCACAAUUCGAACUUGAAGAAGUAUGACCUGUACGCGUUCGCGCCAAAAACGCAAAGUGCCAUGCAGUUUGCCUGUACUCAAUUAAACGUGGAUAUAAUCACGUUAAGACCGAGUUCGAUGACUUUUAAGCUUACGAAGAAACUGUACGAUCAAGCGAUCGAGAGAGGAGUUCAUUUUGAGAUUCAAUACUCGGAUUUAAUAAACACGGAAUCCAGGAAACAAGCCAUUCAUUAUUCUCAUCUUUUUUAUACUUACGGAAAGAGCAAGAACGUAGUAAUAUCCAGCGGUGCCAGUGAUAUUUGGACAAUCAGGAAUCCUUACGAUCUCAUAAACCUUGCACGUUUGCUCGGUUUAAACGAAGUUAAAGCGAAAGCUUCGAUACUGCAUCAAUGCAAAAGUCUCCUUUUGCGGGCAGAAAGGAGACGUAGAGGAAAAGCUGCUUUCGUUAUCGUGAACCGGACCGAGGCUGACAUGACUGAAGAGAGUGCGUCGUCUCCGAAAAGAUUCAGAUUAUAAGCAGAAUUUGUAAAUACAUAUAUUUUGUUACCAGUUCGUAUUACAAAUAUAAAUGCUCAUAGAACAUGCAUUUUUCAUUUGUUGCGUCGAAUAGUUUCGUAGUA
Molecule: messenger RNA, 1244 nt
Organism: Ceratina calcarata
Lineage: Eukaryota; Metazoa; Arthropoda; Insecta; Hymenoptera; Apidae
Gene: Rpp30
Product: ribonuclease P protein subunit Rpp30
Exons: 3
Coding region: 304-1140 (278 amino acids)
Biological process (GO): tRNA processing
Cellular component (GO): nucleolar ribonuclease P complex
Molecular function (GO): RNA binding
Source: RefSeq, a predicted model, not a curated record